UUCGAAUUUCUUUUUUGUUGCCUUUCGUUUUCUCGUAAACUGUGACGGGAAAAAAUAUUAUUUUUUCCUCUUUGCUUUUCCCAGAGUGACGCCAUUGAAGCCGCUCACUGUUAGUGGCCUUAUUCUGCGUCUGAUGCAACCCUAGUUUCUCUCUCUUCAUAUAUAUCUCGUCUCUUCUUCUUCUUCUACUUUGCAACGAUAAAGCGGUCAUUUUUAAUUCUUAUGUUUGAUUCGGACAUCUGGGUUUGCCUCCGUUUUCCCGGUACUUCUCUGGAUUCCAGGCGAUUAGCUUCACUGACCAGCGACUGCCCUAUUGAAUUCUCUCAAGAUUUCCAGAAAUAGAAACGAGUAUGAGUGGAGCUGUGCUUGUUGCUGUUGCUGCUGCCAUUGGUAACUUCUUACAAGGAUGGGACAACGCAACCAUUGCAGGAGCUGUGCUGUACAUAAAAAAGGAGUUCGAUUUGGAGAGUGAACCCACCAUAGAAGGCCUGAUUGUGGCUACGUCACUCAUUGGUGCUACUCUCAUUACAACAUGCUCUGGAGGCAUAUCCGAUUGGCUCGGUCGCCGUCCAAUGCUUAUAAUCUCCUCUGUUCUCUAUUUCGUCGGCGCUCUUACAAUGUUAUGGUCUCCCAACGUUUAUGUCCUGCUCUUAGGAAGGCUGUUAGACGGGUUCGGAGUUGGUCUGGCUGUAACCUUAGUUCCGGUUUACAUAUCCGAGACAGCACCUUCCGAGAUACGGGGUCUGUUGAAUACGCUUCCUCAGUUCACGGGCUCCGGUGGCAUGUUUAUAUCGUACUGUAUGGUUUUCGGGAUGUCACUGAUGCAGUCUCCUAGCUGGAGAUUGAUGCUCGGAGUCCUUUUCAUCCCGUCCCUUCUCUACUCCGCGUUGACGAUUUUCUUCUUGCCCGAGUCCCCGAGGUGGCUCGUGAGCAAAGGCCGGAUGCUCGAAGCCAAACGGGUCUUGCAGAUGUUACGUGGCCGGGAAGAUGUCUCGGGUGAGAUGGCUUUGCUGGUUGAGGGGCUUGGAGUGGGGGGUGAAACGACUAUAGAGGAAUACAUUAUCGGGCCGGGGAGCGAGGUAGUGGAGGAUCUCGAUAUAGCGGAUGAUGACAAGGAUCGGAUUAAGUUGUAUGGUCCGGAAGAAGGUCUCACUUGGGUUGCACGGCCAGUCAAAGGAGGGAGCACGGUCAGUGUAUUGUCACGCCACGGAAGCACGCUGAGCCGGAGACAAGGCUCUCUGAUCGAUCCCCUCGUCACGCUCUUCGGGAGCGUUCACGAAAAGCUUCCAGACGCCGGAAGCAUGAGGAGCACCUUGUUCCCGCACCUCGGGAGUAUGUUCAGCGUUGGAGGGAAUCAGCCGAGGAACGAGGAAUGGGAUGACGAGAUUCUUGACAGAGAAGGCGAUGAAUACCCGUCAGAUGUUGAAGCUGGAGGAGACGAUUCCGAUAACGAGCUUCAAUCUCCGUUGAUCUCACGUCAGGCGACGAGCAUGGAGAAGGAAAUGCCUCCUGCCACCCAUGGAACCCUUUCUACUUUCCGACAUGGCAGUCAAGUUCAAGGGACUCCGGGCGAAACGACGGGUAGCAUGGGGAUUGGUGGCGGGUGGCAGGUGGCGUGGAAAUGGACGGAAAGAGAAGGCGAAGACGGGAAAGAGGGCGGGUUCAAGAGGAUAUACUUGCAUCAAGAGGGUGUUCCCGGAUCUCGUCGGGGAUCUAUCCUUUCACUGCCGGGGGGCGAUGCUGCUGAGCCGGAGUUCGUACAAGCGGCUGCUUUGGUGAGUCAGCCAGCUCUUUUCUCGAAGGAGCUCGCAAAACAACACCCUGUUGGUCCGGCUAUGGUUCAUCCAGCAGAAACCGCAACAAAAGGGCCGAGUUGGCAUGACCUCUUUGAGCCUGGGGUCAAGCACGCUUUGUUAGUCGGUGUCGGAAUGCAGAUACUUCAGCAGUUCUCUGGUAUCAACGGCGUUCUUUACUACACUCCUCAAAUCCUGGAGCAAGCGGGCGUCGGGGUUCUGCUCUCGCACAUCGGCGUUAGUUCUUCCUCCGCAUCGUUGCUUAUCAGCGCACUGACAACCUUAGUGAUGUUACCCGCCAUUGCUGUCGCAAUGAGGCUCAUGGAUAUUUCCGGUCGAAGGAGCCUGCUGCUCGGUACGAUCCCGAUCUUGAUAGGAUCUUUAAUCGUCCUCGUGGUCUCGAAUCUAGUCCACAUGGACAAUGUGGUUCACGCUGCCUUAUCGACUGUGAGCAUUGUGCUGUACUUCUGUUUCUUCGUGAUGGGUUUCGGUCCCGUCCCAAACAUCCUCUGUGCGGAAAUCUUCCCGACCCGAGUCCGGGGCAUAUGCAUCGCCAUUUGCGCCCUCGCCUUCUGGACCGGAAACAUAAUCAUCACUUACACUCUCCCCGUCUUGCUGAAAUCGAUCGGCCUAGCCGGCGUGUUCGGGAUGUACGCCAUCGUCUGUUGCGUCUCGUGGAUCUUCGUGUUCGUCAAAGUUCCGGAAACCAAAGGCAUGCCUCUUGAAGUCAUUAGCGAGUUCUUCUCGGUCGGAGCCAGACAAGCUGCAGCUGCUAAAGACGACUGAACUGAACCGAGCCGCCAUGUCCGAACCGAACCAGAGAACAGAGACGACAAGUUUUGCCUCUUGUGUUUAUACACUUCCCUUUGUGUUUCUUAUGGGUUUGCAGAACAGAACGUCGUCUUUCUACGUUCGUUGUGCAGAAAUAAUCGUAUCUCCUUGUUUUCCCUAUCGGGGAACUUUCAUCAACGAUUCAGUUCUGAUU
Tarenaya hassleriana is the source of this 2778-nucleotide messenger RNA. RefSeq names its product monosaccharide-sensing protein 2. Gene Ontology annotation, cellular component: membrane. Gene Ontology annotation, biological process: transmembrane transport. The record is from RefSeq and is a predicted model, not a curated record. Bases 351 to 2579 code for a protein of 742 amino acids. Lineage: Eukaryota; Viridiplantae; Streptophyta; Magnoliopsida; Brassicales; Cleomaceae. Gene Ontology annotation, molecular function: myo-inositol:proton symporter activity. The transcript is spliced from 6 exons.